CGACCCCAUCUGGCAUAUGGCCAUAUCUUUCCCACAUUACGUUCUGCCAAAAUACGACCUUUCCCUUGCAUUUACCACCUCUUUUCUUCGAAUUUUCAAAUCCACAGAACAGUACAGGUUACAGACAAAUUAAUCCUACUAACUAUUCACCUCCACUCCAAAACAAGAAGAAAACGAGCAGUAUCCCGGAGACUGGGGAAGGAGAGAGAGCCACAAAGAAUCACACACACAACACACACUGAGAAAGAAGGGGGGAAAAAAGGUACUCCCUAGAGAGUUUUAGAGACAGCCCACAAUUCAUUUGCUCAAAAAAUAAUCAAUCAGUCAUCAUGCCAAAAGGUUCCAAGAAGAGAAAGGCUGAAAAGAAAAAGAAGGAGCAAGAGGCAUUGUCCCAUAAUCAGAGUCACAACCAUCAGACACAGCCACAAUCUGCUGUUUCUCAUACUCAUGAAAAUGAUGAUAAAGAAAGUGAGGGUGAGGAGGUUAGUUCUCCAGCCUCACAAGACCAUUCCAGUCAUCAGCAUCAGUUCAUUGAUGGCGAGAAGGAAGAUGUGAAGAAGGUAGAAGAUAGUUCACAUGUUCAAUUAUCUGGUGAGAAGAGCAAAUCCAUUGAAGAACACAAAGAUAAUGGUGUAGCAGUGGAAGAGGCAAAAGCUGAAGAAAGUGUUGUUCAGAUUGAGAAGGAACCGAAGCCUGCAGGUGAAUUGAAUGGCAAUAGCAUAAGUGAGGAGCGCGUUAAGAUUCAGAAGGAAUCAGGUAAUGGAGUUGCAUCUGAGAGUCUGGAUGGGGAGAGUACUUUAGAGGUUGAAAAGGAAUUGAAACUUUUUGAAAAAGUAAAUGCAUCGGUUGAGCAUGUUGAACCGCAGAAGGAACACAAUGAUGGAGUGUUGACUGAGCAUCGUAAUGAUGAAUGUCGCUUCAUUGACAAGACAAAUGUUGUGGUGGAUAGUUCUCCAUUUGGUAGUUCAGCAGAAGCAGUUAAUUCCUUCUGUGAAGGUCUGGCUGAAGUACCUAAUCCCAUUCCAGUUGGGGAAGUUUAUGGUUCAGUAGCAGAACCUGACUCUGAUACUGUUCCAGAGGAGAAGAUUAGCAGAGAUAGUAGUAGUCCAGGUCAUAGUUUGUUGACUUCUAAUGUAGUCACAGAAAUGCAUGAAAAUGGGAAGAAAGAUGUGGCUGUGAUGGAUCAGAAUGAUAGGAGUUUGCCAGUCCUUGUGGACUUGGGAUUAGAGAAUAAGAGGGAUCAAGCAAUUAUUCUAGCAGGUAAUGCUUUGAGAGCUUUAGAGGCAAGGGGCACAGUUACUCAAGAAACUGAAGAAAAGCAGAUGCAUUUGUACACUGCUCCUGAAGAUGAAGCUGCAAAUUAUGGUCAUGCUAGUAAUGGUGAACACCAUAUUAAGGAUUCAGAAGUUCAUGGGCACUCUGAUACACAGCCGCUGGUUGCUUCUGCUAUACGACCUGUGCAAAGAACUUCAUGGAUGAGUUGCUGUGGUCUGUUUGAGGCAUUCGCUGGAUCAAGUAGAUAAUGCCCGUUCAUCAUGCUGUGUCUUAGGCACUGAACACUUCUAUCUUAGUGGUAAGUUUGGGGUUAAAGGUUGUUGCAUGGUGCCUUAGAUGUGCUUUUACGUAUUUUCUUAGCCUAGGAGCUGAAAUAGGUCAUUACUCUGUACUUGGGAAAUUUAUGUGCUGGACCUUAAUCUACUGGUUAGUCAUUCAACCAUAAGCAAUUUGCUGAGAUCUUUUACCAAGUAUAGGUUGCUAGUUUUCGUUAUCCUCGGUAACAAAUUUAUUCCAACAGCAAAAUCUGAUUGUCCAUGUGAAAUAUGUUUAUACAGUAGUUGAAAUAAUUUGGUUUGCUAAUUCCCACAUUCGAUGGAACUAUGGCGACGCCAAGUUAAUAUUCUGUCGAUUAUUCUCUGUCUAUUAUGAAUACUUUACUGCAUUUCCCUCGUACUCCUACAUGUCUUGCUCUAGU
This is a messenger RNA of Coffea arabica (coffee), 1972 nucleotides long. The record is from RefSeq and is a predicted model, not a curated record. NCBI's taxonomy places the organism in Eukaryota, Viridiplantae, Streptophyta, Magnoliopsida, Gentianales, Rubiaceae.